Molecule: messenger RNA, 1475 nt
Organism: Emericellopsis atlantica
Lineage: Eukaryota; Fungi; Ascomycota; Sordariomycetes; Hypocreales; Bionectriaceae
Product: cyclin-C
Exons: 2
Coding region: 248-1249 (333 amino acids)
Biological process (GO): positive regulation of transcription by RNA polymerase II
Cellular component (GO): nucleus; mediator complex
Molecular function (GO): cyclin-dependent protein serine/threonine kinase regulator activity
Source: RefSeq, a predicted model, not a curated record
GGCGUGUCGCCAGCCACAGUUUGCUCUAGAUAACAGCAGACAGAAGCAACUCAGCCACACGUAUAGCUGUCAGUCGCAACGAAUAUUAACCCUCGAACCUCGUCCAGGCAGUCACUUGCUUAAACACACCACAACAAACCCAUGAUUCUCCGCAAGUACACUACUUGCGCCCCUCUACCGCCAGCGCGGAAGCGGCAACGAGGGGCAGGACCUAUUCACGACAUAACCAGCCAGGCCUGAUCCAGCCAUGUCCGCCAACUAUUGGGAGUCGACGCAGCGCCGUCACUGGACCUUUACCAAGGAGGAACUCGCAGCCGCACGCCAGAAGCUGGAAGACGAUAACCAGGAGCUUGUGCGCAUGUUCCCACUGCCACAGAUUCGCCAUCUCUCCAUCUUCUUCAACCAGCUCAUGAUCCGUCUUAGCAAGCGAAUCCAGAUCCGACAGCAAUGCAUGGCAACGGCCCAGGUCUAUCUCAAACGCUUCUACUCUCGCGUCGAGAUCCGCCGCACGAACCCGUACCUCGUCGUCACCACAUGCGUAUACCUGGCCUGCAAGAUCGAGGAGGCACCCCAGCAUAUCCGGCUCGUCGUCACCGAAGCCCGCACGCUCUGGGGCGACUUCAUCUCUCUCGAUGCCAGCAAGCUCGGCGAGUGCGAGUUCAUGCUCAUCAGUGAGAUGAGCAGCCAACUCAUGAUCCACCAACCGUACCGCACGUUACAAGCGCUACGCGGCGAGCUCAACAUGACGGAGGAGGAUUCGCAGCUGGCGAGGUCCAUUAUCAACGACGCUUUCAUGACUGAUCUGCCGGUGACGUGUGCACCUCACACCAUUGCUCUGGCGGCGAUAUUGUUGGCGCUGGUUCUUAGGCCGAAUCAAGGGCCUGGCGCGUCUGCCUCUGGCGCGGCGGCUGGUCUGGCAGCGGCACAGGCCGCACUGAGCCAGGCGCGAGGGCUGCCUUCCCCGUCGCCACUGGGCUCGUCUUUCAGUAACCCACUCAUCGGUUCCUCUCCAUUGCCCUCGCCGAGCCUGCUGCAGCCUGGCGUCGCCAACAAGGGCCAGCUGGGUGAUAGGCUCACCCGGGUCCAGCAGUUCGCGGCCUGGUUGUCGGACAGCAAUCUGGACAUUCCCUCCAUGGUCGAUGCCACGCAGGAGAUUAUUUCUUUCUACGAGUGUCAGGAGGCGUACAACGAGAAAUUGACAAAGGAGCAGAUCAACAGGUUUGUCAAGGCUCGAGGAUUGGACAAGUAGGGCACGCUCAAUCAAAGUUCAAAGUAACACGGCCUUGUACUCGCGACCAGCCAGCCGCAGUGGGCUGGUAUCCGAGGUAUGGGUGCACCUGGGCCUGCACUUUGGUGGGAGAUUAAGCGACAGAUGAUACUCUGCUCUUUGCCGAGAGACAAAACUCGCAGAGACGCACUCUGUCAAUGUUAGUCACAUUUUGCCAAAGACAAGCCAGUGAACGGCCAAGCAGACA